Molecule: messenger RNA, 345 nt
Organism: Cetraspora pellucida
Lineage: Eukaryota; Fungi; Glomeromycota; Glomeromycetes; Diversisporales; Gigasporaceae
Source: the annotation of a GenBank genome assembly
AUGGGUCCUAAUUUUAUCAAUGUUGAUCUUACAAGUAUGAUUGUUAAAAAAAGUAGAAUUUCUAGAUAUUUUAUUCAACGACUUCAUUCUGCUUUUGGUAAAAUUGAUAAAAAACUUUUAGAAUUAAAAUUAAAACAUGUUAGUAAUUCUAAUACUAAUAAUAUUUUCGAAAAUAAGAUUAAAUCACCAUGGGCUAGUGAUUUACCUAUGGUUAUGGAAGGAUUAGCACUUAUUCUUUUUCCACCUAAACCAAAUACAACAUAUGUUAAACCUGAUAAAAAUAUUAUGAUUAAAAGAUAUAAAGAAUAUAUUGAUUUAGGAUUUGAAUUUAAUGAUAAAAUAGCU